CACACUUGCUCUCUUGUUGCAGAGAGGGAACUCCGGACUGUCAUUGCUGGAAUCUCACAUUUUUGCAUUUCAUUGAGGCUGUAGCGGGUCCCAGAGAAGGAGGUUGACUGUGUGGAGGCGAGAGAGAGAUGACUGAUGGCUGCAAUGAAGGAGGACGAGAUCACCAACUGGGAUGACAGUGCAGAGUCAUAGUUCAUUCAUGUGGGCCUACUAGAGGACGUGUCCUACUCCAAAAGGUGGGCUGAGGAACCAUGCGCUGCUCCACAUUGGUGAUGAUCCUGGCUGCUGUGCUGCUGUACCUGGUGAUGGGGGCACUGGUGUUUGGCUGGCUGGAAGCCUCCCGGGAGGAAUGGGCUUACGGGCAGCUGCUCAACUCUCGCCUCGCCUUCCUGAACAACCACACUUGUGUUCAAGAAAACAGUCUCAGUGAAUUCACUCAGAAAGUGGUUGAUGCAAUCGAGGCUGGUGUGGAUGCUAGAAGCACAGCCAAUUUCACCAGCAGGUGGGAUCUAUCCAAUGCCUUCUUCUUCUGUGGGACCAUCCUCACCACAAUUGGUUUUGGGAAUCUUUCCCCAAAGACAGAAGGAGGGCAGUUAUUUUGUAUAUUCUACGCUCUGGUGGGGAUUCCCAUGUUUGGAAUUCUCUUAGCUGGUGUGGGGGAUCACCUGGGCAACAUGCUCAGGAGGGCAGUAGCAAAGAUAGAGGACCUGUUCCUGCAGAAGGGCGUGAGCCACACCAGCAUACGGGUCAUAUCUGCUGUAUUCUCCAUUCUGAUUGGUUGUUUGAUCUUCAUCGCCUUGCCAACCGUUGUGUUUCAAGAAGUGGAAAAGUGGACUCUUCUUGAGGCAGGAUACUUUGUUGUAAUCACACUGACAACUGUUGGCUUUGGUGACUAUGUAGCAGAUAACCGGAGAGAAGGCAUCCCAAUGUACAAGCCUCUGGUGUGGCUGUGGAUUGUGUUCGGCUUGGCCUACUUCGCUUCUAUCCUCACAAUGAUAGGCAACUGGCUCAGGGUGCUCUCCAAGAAAACCAGGGCAGAGAUGGAAGAGCUGAGAGCCCAUGCCACUGACUGGACCCAGAACAUCCAGAACAUGUCUAUGGACUUCCGCAUCCCAGUCCCUCUGGACUUGAAUGACCCCUUUCAGCUCCAGCGCAGACGCAGGAAGAGGUGCCACCGUGGGGCCCAUCAUCGGCACCCCAGGCCGCCAGUGGACGGGCUUCCUCAUGCUGUCUCUCUGGAGGCAGAGGCCAUCAGGGAAAAUGGGCAUUUGUUUGUGAGCUGGCCGGGUUCCCGAUAUAACACUGGAUCCGAUACUCGAUUAUAUACAAGCUACGGGAUAAGAUCGGGAUCAAGGCUAACAUCAGGACACGGAUCAAAGGUUGUCUCACGAGCUGAGCUGGGGCUUCAGUCUAAGCCUGCAUCAAGGUCUGCAUCCAGAUCAGUUUCAGAAUCAGAUUCCAGAUCUGAGACACCGUCGGAAUCCUGGUCUGAAUCAGAUUGGAAUUCGCAGGAAUCUGGGUCGGGGACGGAAGCUGGGGGCAAUCUGGCAAGCGAGGGGGACGUGCCAUCUGACUUGGUGGAGAGCUGUUCACAUCUUCCGCUUCCGUCUUCCUCAUGCCCCUCUUCUCCCCCAUGCCCUUCUCUCCUGGACUUCUUUGGUGAGAACCUGGCAUACAUUGACGAGUCCUCAGAUACUCUGAGUGACCGCAUCAAACCAGCUGGGACUGGACUAAACCGACCACGCAAGCCAAAGCGGAGAAGCAUGAGGAGGCAGCUUCCUUACACAGGUCCUCUUGGACUAUACACAGAGUACAGCAAUGAACUUCAACCUCCAUCAUAUCCCCCAACACCUCCUCCACUUAAAGACUGAUUCCAGAUCAGUAGCCACUCUUUCCAGGAAUUGUGGCACUUGAGUUUAUAAACCCCCAUCUGACCAUAACCUCAAAACACAGAGUGGGCAGCCAUAAAUUAAUACUAAUCAGGUAACAAAGAACCAGUGUGUUAACAAACAAAUAUGUGACUCUUUGACUUACCGCAUAGUGGUGAUCUGAAAAUGAUGUUAACAAUUAUUGUUAAAUAAUCUUUACACUGACAUGUCUGAUGCCAUAAAUACAGUGCAGCAUUGCAUAAUUCUAUGGAGAGAUUAAAACUCUACUAAAUGUAUACAUAUGAAAAUAUAUACAUAUUGUUUACAAUUAACUUUCAAAUAUGUCAGCUGCCUUGCCAUGAUCAUGGAUAUCUGAAAAACUCAUGCUCACAUAAUCAAGACCUGUAAGAUCCUGACACCAUCUGGCUCAUUGAAGUUUAGUUUAAAAAGUCUACACAGUUACUGAAAUAUGAUGUGCCAUAUAUACACUCCACAACAUGUUACUAAAAAUAACUGCAGUUUUGUCUACACCUUUAAGUUUCUUGUGAAGAUAUUAUUUAUAAUUCCUGAUGAUUUUUGUGAUAUAGUAUCUUUUAAUGACUCUGGGUGUUUGUUUGAGAAUAUAUUAUUAUUAUUAUUAGUUGGUUUUCUAAUCUGUACUUCAACAAAUUUAUUUUAAAGCAGUUCAUGACAAGGAUGUUUUUACUCUGAACCCUGUAUGAAAAAAAUGUCUCCCUCAUGUGGCUGGAUGACGAGGUUAAUUGGACAGUUCUCAAAUGUGUCCAGAUUUGUCAGACAUCUUAAUAUUACACCUGGGUAAUGAUCAUUUAGUAUUUCAGUUUGGAACUUGAUUGAACCCGUAAAUCUGCUGGAUAUGUUUAUUCUUUAGCUGGAGGACUGCCUUGCAAAUUAAACACACACCUACC
Messenger RNA from Electrophorus electricus (electric eel), 2794 nucleotides. NCBI's taxonomy places the organism in Eukaryota, Metazoa, Chordata, Actinopteri, Gymnotiformes, Gymnotidae. The record is from RefSeq and is a predicted model, not a curated record.